AUGGCCGUUCGGUUCUCGCUCGCGUCGCAAGGGCUCGUGUCAACGCGCGCCCCGCCAGUCGUCGUCGCUGCUGACUCGUUCCCCCCUCGCUCCUCCCCACGGCGCGAGCCAUUCCUUCCGCGCUCUGCGCGUUCCGCCCAUCCCACGCACGCGGCCGUGCGGGGAUUGCGCGGAAUGCGCGGGGAUUGGCGGAACCCGCGCGCAGACGAAGCGCUGUUUCUCUCCCGCCGCCGAGACCGCCGCUUGAUUCCGUGCGGUCCCGGCGACGGUGGUAACUGUGUUACUGUCGCACGGCGAACAGGCAAAUGGCGACGGCAGGCAGCCUUAACGAGUAGCGAGGUUCCUUAUAAAGCGAAUGACUCCGAACCGGAGAUCGCGGAGGAAGCGGAUUGCGUGGUGGUGGGCGCGGGGAUUUCGGGGAUGUCAGCGGCGUUCGCGCUGGCGACGCGGCACGCGGACGCCGUGCCGCGCGUGCUUGUAACGGAGGCGCGGGAACGCGUUGGAGGGAAUGUGACUACAAUGGUGGGGGAGGCGGGAACUGAGAACGAGGGGUACGUGUGGGAGGAGGGGCCUCACAGCUUUCAACCCAGCGACGCCAUGCUGCAGUGCGCUGUGAGUUACCGGGUUACCAUCCUGCACUGCGUCUAG
Messenger RNA from Closterium sp. Yama58-4, 648 nucleotides. Lineage: Eukaryota; Viridiplantae; Streptophyta; Zygnematophyceae; Desmidiales; Closteriaceae. The record is from the annotation of a GenBank genome assembly.